Molecule: messenger RNA, 2520 nt
Organism: Sclerotinia trifoliorum
Lineage: Eukaryota; Fungi; Ascomycota; Leotiomycetes; Helotiales; Sclerotiniaceae
Source: the annotation of a GenBank genome assembly
ACGAUUGAUUCAUUGAGUGUAAGAAAUACGACCAAGUGGUCAAUCAACAAAUUGUUUAAAAGGCCCAAUUUCUGCUCCUUCAUGAUGAAGUUCUUCAUGCGUCUGUUCCGUGUACCUUUGCUGCAAAAUGUUGGUGCCAGUAUCUGUUGUCUCUCUUGCCAUUGCAGCAAUUGCAAAUGCUGCCCCUUCAUCGACCAAAUAUGUGAUGCAUGAAAAGCGAAAUGCAGCACCAUCGGAUUGGGUAAAGGGUUCUCGAAUUGAAGGAAGUGCAGUUGUGCCAAUGAGAAUUGGUUUGACCCAAACCAAUCUUGACAAUGGUUACGAAUACCUUAUGGAGCUGUGAGUGAUUCUGAUGUUUGCCUUGAUCAAAUACAUUUAUCUGAACCAAUUGAAGCUAAUAAUAUUCAGUUCGGAUCCAGAAUCUCCAAAGUAUGGUAAAUAUUGGUCGUCAAAGGAAGUCCACGAAAAGUUCGCUCCUCCAGAAGAAACUCUUAAUUCGGUUAAAGCCUGGCUUACUUCGUCUGGUAUCCAUCAUUCUCGGAUCUCUCAUUACGAAAACAAAGGGUGGUUGGCAUUUGAUGCUUCAGUCGAAGAGGCUGAGCGUUUACUCCAAGCCAAGUUUCAUGAACAUGAGCAUAAAUAUAGUUCGAGUGUUCGGGUUGGAUGCGAUGAGUAGGAUUGUCCCGUCCUCACUUGAAUACUUAUUUUUACUAACCAAACUCUAAGAUAUCAUCUUCCAGAGCAUCUCGUACCACAUAUUGACUACAUCACACCCGGUGUCAAGCUUGCACCCGUCAAGAAAAGAAGCGUAAAAACCAAGCGAUCCACGUCUUACCUUUCCAAGCGAAGAAACCGUCUUACCAAGGGAAACCCUCCUUCACAGAACUACGAGUGGACCCCACCUGCAGCUGCCGGCCUUUCCAGCGAUUUGCAAGGUUGCGGUUCAAAUAUGACACCUACUUGUAUCAAGGCCAUGUACAAUAUUCCCACCGCCACAUUGAAUGCAUCGGGCAACUCUCUGGGAUUAUACGAGCAAGGAGAUUACUUCGCCAAGUCAGAUCUUGAUCUUUUCUAUGCUGAGUACGCUCCUUGGGUCCCACAAGGAACCUAUCCUAUUCCCGCACUCAUCGAUGGUGCAAAUUUCUCCGUUCCUCCUUACAGUUCCCUCAAUGGAGGUGAAUCUAAUAUCGAUAUUGAUAUGGCGUUUGCUCUUCUUUACCCUCAGACUGUCACUCUUUACCAAGUUGAUGAUCAAAUUUACGAGCCAGAAGAGGUUGCAACCACUAACUUGUUCAACACUUUCCUUGAUGCACUUGACGGAGUAAGUUGAUCAACAUCUGCAACGAGACAUUGCUAACCAUUUUCAGUCUUACUGCAACUACAAAGCAUAUGGCGAGACCGGAGAUGACCCAUCAAUUGAUCCUGUGUAUCCCGAUCCACGACCCGGUGGAUGGAAUGGAACACGUCAAUGCGGAGUCUACAAACCUACUAAGGUCAUCUCCGCAUCCUAUGGUCAAGCUGAAUCCGACCUCCCUAUUGCCUACACCAAACGUCAAUGCAAUGAAUUCAUGAAACUCGGUCUUCAAGGCCAUUCAAUCCUUACCGCAUCUGGUGAUUACGGAGUCGCUUCCUUCCCCGGAGAUGGCGAUGCAAAUGGUUGUCUCGGUCCUGAAGGUAAAAUCUUUAACCCUCAAUAUCCGGGUAACUGCCCGUAUAUCACCUCAGUAGGUGGAACCAUGCUUUACGCCGACCAAACCGUCAAAGACGCCGAAUCAGUCAUGCACGUCAAUCUUGGUGGGACGGCUUCCAACUUUACCAGCUCAGGAGGUUUCUCCAACUAUUUCCCCAUCCCUUCUUAUCAAAAAUCCGCCGUCGAGACGUAUUUCGAGACUGCCAAACUCGCCUAUCCAUAUUACUCUGAAUUCGAAGUCAACGUCAACGCAACAAAAGGACUCUACAACCGCAUCGGACGAGGUUAUCCCGAUAUCUCCGCCAACGGUGCCGAAUUUCGUGCACACCUUAAUGGGGUCGAUGAACAUUGGUUUGGCUCAUCGCUGGCAUCUCCUCUUUUCGCAUCGGUGUUCACAUUGAUUAAUGAAGAGAGAUUCGCGGUUGGAAAGGGACCGAUCGGAUUUGUAAAUCCGACACUUUACAAAAACCCUAGAGCUCUUAAUGAUAUUAUUAAUGGCACGAAUGUAGGCUGUGGAACCGAGGGUUUCGCGGCAGUAAAGGGAUGGGAUCCAGCAACUGGGUUGGGCACGCCAAAUUACCCUAAGUUGUUGAAGUUGUUUUUGAGUUUGCCUUAGUUGAUGGACAGAAUAUUUUGCAGAAGGGUGUUUUGAUGACAAUAAUGCCGUAUGAUUUAUAUGUAUAUGAAAUGAGAACACAUGAAUGGAUUUAAGAAAUAAGAAUAACAUGCAAAAUAUACAUAUUGAUUCUCCAAAUAAUCCAAGCCAUUGUUAUAUUUCCCAACCCAACGGAUGUCGAAAACCACAUCAAUGUACAUAUCUACUAUCCUCC